AUGGCUACCAACGGAGGCCGCUUUGCCUCGCGUACCGCCUUCGAGGCACUCCAGGUCGAGGAAAUCGAGUCGGACGAGGAAGAGGUGGUCGAGCAGCAGCAGCAGCCUCAAAAGCAAUCUUCGCCUGCAAAGCCUUCCGCACCCGCCACCGCCAAGAAGCAGGCUGCAAAGGACAAGGCUGCCGGCGCCAAUGCAAACGCCAAGGUCGAGUCGGGUGCGAAGCCGGUGCACCCCGCCAGCACCCCCAACGCCAACGCCGACGACGCCGCUGCUGCCGCUGCACCCGCUCCCGUAGCUCAGCUGCAAAACGGCUCCAACGGCCAGCAGUCUCUGCCUUCCGCUGCGGCUGAAAAGCUCGGAGCCCAGAGCAAGGUCACUCCUACGCCGCCUGCACCCUUUGCUGCCUCGGCACCCAAGCAGGCCGCUGCUGCUCCCGCUGCUGCUCCUGCUGCCGCUCCCGCCCCCAAACAGGAGCAGCCCAAGCCAGCUGUCCAGCCGCAGUCCAUCCUGGCGCAGGCUUCCAAAUCGGUUGCUGCUGCCGGCAAGGAGGCAGUGCAGACCACCAAGUCGCACAUCGCACCGCGAGCUGCGCAGCCCGAAAAGCAAAAGGCGCCAGCGAACGAGAGCGCCGAGGACGCAGCGGCGGCGGCCAAGGCCAAGUGGAAAAAGAUCUACGAGCGAACGCUGUUCACGUUCAUCAUGAUCGGCGCGUUCAUUGCGCUUCUGCUGCUGGGCCAUCCGUACAUGAUCCUGCUGGUCAUGGUGUCGCAGACGCUCGUGUACCGCGAGAUUGUGGCGCUGUUCAACAUUCCGGGUCGUCCGUCGGUGACGGGCGGUGGACGCUCGAGCCGCAUGUCGUCCGCACCCACCAGCGCGGCGACGAGCGAGGUGGACGACGACGAAGAGGACGAGCGCAUCCGCAGGCGUCUCGAGGGCCGCCGCGAGGAGCUGUGGUCCAAGUCGCUCAGCUGGUACUUUUUCGCGGUGGCCAACUACUUUUUGUACGGCGAGUCGAUCAUCUACUACUUCAAGCACAUCGUCUUUGUGGACGCCUACUUUAUCCCGUUCGCCCGGCACCAUCGAUUCCUGUCGUUCAUGCUGUACGUGUUUGGAUUCAUGGCGUUUGUGUCGAACCUCAAGCGGCGCAACCUCAAGCAUCAGUUUGGGCUGUUUUGUUGGGUGCACAUGUCGCUGCUGCUCAUCGUCUUCUCGAGCCACUUUAUCGUCAACAACAUCCUCGAGGGUCUGAUUUGGUUCUGGGUGCCGGCGUCGCUGGUCAUUUGCAACGACGUGUUUGCCUAUAUUUGCGGCAUGACGUUCGGCAAGACACCGCUCAUCGAUCUCAGUCCCAAGAAGACGGUCGAGGGAUUUGUGGGUGCGCUCGUGGUGACCGAGGUGUUUGCCUACGGUUGGGCAACCUUGUUCCAGCGCUUCAACUACAUGAUCUGCCCCGCGGUCAGUCUGGGCAUGAACGCCUUCAAGGAGAUCACGUGCGAGCCCAAUCCGGUCUUCCACUGGCAUUACCUCUCGCUUCCGCCUGCGGUGUCGUCGUUGGCAUCGUCCGUGGUGGGUCACAGGGUGUCGGCGCUGCCGUGGACGUAUUUCCAGCUGCAUGCGCUCGUCAUGGCUGCCUUUGCCAGCUUGGUCGCGCCGUUCGGAGGAUUCUUUGCGAGCGGCUUCAAGCGCGCGUUCAACAUCAAGGACUUUGGCGACAGCAUCCCCGGCCACGGUGGACUCACCGACCGAUUCGACUGCCAGUUCCUCAUGGGCCUCUUUUCGUACGUCUACUACUCGUCGCUCAUCCGCGAGCACCAUGUGACCGUCGGAUCCGUGCUCCAGACCGUUGUGACGCAGCUCACGCUCGACGACCAGCUGGAACUCUACUCGGAAAUCAGCCGCUACCUCGUGGGCCAGGGCAAGCUGCCCAAGGCCCGAUGA
Moesziomyces antarcticus is the source of this 1938-nucleotide messenger RNA. RefSeq names its product phosphatidate cytidylyltransferase. Gene Ontology annotation, cellular component: endoplasmic reticulum membrane. Gene Ontology annotation, molecular function: phosphatidate cytidylyltransferase activity. The transcript has a single exon. The record is from RefSeq and is a predicted model, not a curated record. Bases 1 to 1938 code for a protein of 645 amino acids. Lineage: Eukaryota; Fungi; Basidiomycota; Ustilaginomycetes; Ustilaginales; Ustilaginaceae.